Molecule: messenger RNA, 1702 nt
Organism: Mus pahari (shrew mouse)
Lineage: Eukaryota; Metazoa; Chordata; Mammalia; Rodentia; Muridae
Gene: Bckdha
Product: branched chain keto acid dehydrogenase E1 subunit alpha
Exons: 9
Coding region: 35-1375 (446 amino acids)
Biological process (GO): branched-chain amino acid catabolic process
Molecular function (GO): oxidoreductase activity, acting on the aldehyde or oxo group of donors, disulfide as acceptor
Source: RefSeq, a predicted model, not a curated record
UCCCGUGAGAAAGGAGGAGUGGUUAUUAGCCAAGAUGGCGGUAGUGAUGUCUGCGGCCAAGAUCUGGAGGCCGAGCCGUGGCCUGGGCCAGGCUGCCCUCCUGCUGUUGGGGCGAUCUGGGGUUCGGGGUUUCGCAAGAUCCCACCCCAGCAGGCAGCAGCAACAGCAGUUCCCAUCCCUGGACGACAAGCCCCAGUUCCCAGGGGCCUCUGCAGAGUUUGUAGACAAGCUUGAGUUCAUCCAGCCCAAUGUCAUCUCUGGCAUACCCAUCUACCGUGUCAUGGACCGCCAGGGCCAGAUCAUCAGCCCCAGUGAAGACCCCCACCUGCCCCAGGAGGAGGUGCUGAAGUUCUACAGGAGCAUGACACUGCUCAACACCAUGGACCGCAUUCUCUAUGAGUCCCAGCGGCAGGGCCGGAUCUCCUUCUACAUGACCAACUAUGGCGAGGAGGGGACACACGUGGGCAGUGCCGCUGCCUUGGAGCGCACAGACCUGGUGUUUGGCCAGUACCGGGAGGCAGGUGUGCUCAUGUACCGGGACUACCCGCUGGAGCUGUUCAUGGCCCAGUGCUACGGCAACGUGAAUGACCCAGGCAAGGGACGCCAGAUGCCUGUUCACUACGGCUGCAAGGAACGCCACUUUGUCACCAUUUCCUCUCCACUGGCCACACAGAUCCCUCAGGCGGUAGGGGCAGCCUAUGCUGCCAAGCGGGCGAACGCCAACCAGAUUGUGAUCUGUUACUUUGGCGAGGGGGCAGCCAGUGAAGGGGAUGCCCACGCCGGUUUCAAUUUCGCUGCCACCCUGGAGUGUCCCAUCAUCUUCUUCUGCCGGAACAACGGCUAUGCCAUCUCCACACCCACCUCUGAGCAGUACCGCGGGGAUGGCAUAGCGGCUCGGGGCCCUGGGUACGGCAUCAUGUCAAUCCGUGUGGACGGCAACGAUGUGUUUGCAGUGUACAACGCCACUAAGGAGGCCCGCCGGCGGGCUGUGGCUGAGAACCAGCCCUUCCUCAUUGAGGCCAUGACCUACAGGAUUGGGCACCACAGCACCAGUGACGACAGCUCAGCGUACCGUUCAGUGGACGAGGUCAAUUACUGGGACAAGCAGGACCACCCAAUCUCGAGGCUGAGGCAGUACCUGCUGAACCAGGGUUGGUGGGAUGAGGAACAGGAGAAGGCCUGGCGGAAGCAGUCACGAAAGAAGGUCAUGGAGGCCUUUGAGCAGGCUGAGCGGAAGCUAAAGCCGAACCCAAGCCUCCUCUUCUCUGACGUGUACCAGGAGAUGCCCGCCCAGCUCCGCAGGCAGCAGGAGUCGCUGGCACGGCACCUGCAGACGUACGGGGAGCACUACCCCAUGGACCACUUUGACAAGUGAGGCUCUAGCCAGCACGAGGGGGUCCUGCUCUGAGUGGAUGCUGCCCCCUGUGCUCAUCAGCGGUGUGAGCAUGCUGAGUGGCCAGGGUGGCACCCCAGCCUGUCAUGGGGUGACUUUUGCUCCUGUUCCUGCUCCCCCAGGCUACUUCACUGGGGCACCAUGUUUGCAGCCAUUGCUGCGGCUCCAUCACUCCCUUCACCUGUUACAGUGCCUUUUAGGGGUGGGAAGGGACCAGGGCCAGGGAAGACCCUCUGGGCAGGGUGGCCCUGGGUUUGCCCAGAGAAAUAGCUGAUUGGCAGAGUAAGUAAACCACAGCUCUGCCUUUGA